Messenger RNA from Sclerotinia trifoliorum, 2655 nucleotides. The record is from the annotation of a GenBank genome assembly. Lineage: Eukaryota; Fungi; Ascomycota; Leotiomycetes; Helotiales; Sclerotiniaceae.
ACAGAAAGUGAUGAUAUGAUUCGAAUGGUGAAGUCGGUUGAGCAUCUUCAGGACUUCGUUGCUAUGUAGAAUGGAAGGAUGUAGAUUAAUUGCUUCUUUAUACUUUUGACGUAAUAUGCCCCAAUUUCUCGUUGUUGGUCUUAGAGACUCUAAUUGAAGUGAAGUGAAGUGAAGUGAAGUGAAGUGAAGUGACUCGAGAGGGAAGGUGCAUUCAUUAAUGGUCCGUGCGGUUGCUGCUGUAGGAAAGCAACGAUAACAAACGACAACUUCCUUUUUUCCUUUUUCGUGAAGAACUUCAACUUUAAUCAAACACUUUUCUUCUUGUAUUCUUACUAUCAAUUUCAUUAUCUUGAAAUGCUUUCCGGAAAAGAAAGUCGACCAAAAAGUGCCUGGGAGGAGCGAGCUCUGUUAGAGCUCCUCUUCAGAGCUCCAAAAUCAAUAACUGAUGAUGAUUUACUGAGUAUUUCCUUGAGCAACUUGGCCAAGAAUCUGAACGAUAAAUUACCAGCUUCAGUGAUAAUGAAUACAUACCUUCGAUGGCUCGAAGCGCAUCGCAAAAGCCCAUCACAUUUAUUUAAAGCUUGGCCAAAUACUACCAAGCACUGGGUGGAAUCUCUGAAAACCCGUGGUUUCGACAAGAGGGAUGUCUUAUCACACGUGGGAGAUUUGAGGAAAGUCCAUGGUCCAUUCAGCAAUCAGUCGAAAGGAUGGGCCGCGGAAAAGUAUCCUCCUUCCGUUGAGGAAAUUGAAAGAGUUUUUGAUGAAAAGCACAAUGCGAAAAAAGAUAAAUCUUUAGGCAAAGUGGAUUCUGGUGGAGGUGUGUAUCGAUCGGAUAAAUCUUCAAGUAAACCUGGUGGUAGUUUUACUGAUCACGUUCCACCGAACUAUAUCUGCAAUAGAUGUGGGAAGCAUGGUACGAGCUCACGUUCAGUACACCUUCAUGACGAUAUGCUUCAUCUCUACCCCCAAGAUGGCAUGACAAAGCAACCAAUGAUCACUAACACUGAACAGGCCACUUGGUCAAACAAUGUCCAACGAACAUGGUAGAUAUUCAUGAUCAAACCACAAUGCAGAGAGAAGAUUGCUGACAGAGUUGCAGGAUCCUGCCUUUGACAAACAACCACCAGAAACUUACCAAUGCUUAAUAUGCAAUAAAUUUGGAGAGCAUUGGUACUCCUUGUGCCCGAGGAACACAAAAGAAGACUCCAUCACCCAAAAACGUUUGGCUGCCGGAAUAGAUGUUACAACUCGACAUAGAAGCUUCGACGAGAGAAAUUAUCACAAGGCAGACUUGGACGAAACAUCGAGGCUCCACGAUAUCAAUCACAAAGGUCGGGACCGAGAUUCGAGGGAUUGCCGUGGUGGGGAAUGGGAGGCGUCGGAAAGAGCAGGAUCUGCUAAACAGAAACAGGCGAUAGCUUUGGACCACGACGCCAGUGAAGAGUCGGAAUUGCCAACUCGUAACAAUAAGCUCGAACUUCUUGCCGAUAUCGAAGAACGCAUACAGAAGGCUUCAGUUGCCAUGGCACAAGAGACAGGGAUGUCAGUUGAAGGUGUGGCAGAAAUGACCGGCGUGACCAUAUCAAAUAUGGCGGCUACCAUUAUGGCAGCUACUCGUAAACGUGCUCGCUCCAUAGAGUUUGAUGAUGUUGGUUGUGAGGAGUAUCAACGAACAACUAGACAAAAAUUUGAAAAUGAUGACAACGACGAGCUGAUGCAUGGAGCUGAUGAUGAGAGAUUUUUGCACUCGGAUGAUGGAAGACAUGAUGCAGAAUCAGGUGGGAUUUUCAAAGAAACAGACCCUUUUACCGAAGAAUUUGAGUUACGCCAGGUCUUGCCAUCCCAAAGCUUGAUGGACCAAACUGUGUGGUCUUCGAAACUUUCACAAUUCGGUUUGACCAUGUGCCCACGAGAAAUGUCACCUAUGGAUACUUCUAGCGAAGAUAAUAUUCGGACUCCCCUGGAUGAUAUGGAAGAAGGCUAUGAUUCGCCACGUGUUCGUUCAGAGACACCAGAGAAAAUCUACACCGAUUUUGUCAAGAGAUUGAUCGAGAAUCGAUCAGAAGGUCAAAUUGUAAACCGAAGAAGACCCCGCCGCACAGCGUUAGAGUGUUGGAAUGAAGAUGAUCGACGUCGAAUGGGACAAUUGAAUACUUCAACAUCGUAAAUUUACAUGAUCCACCCAUGACUUUAUGAAGUAUUGGUACUAACAAUAAUCAGAUCCCCGCAAAGCUCUCCUACAGUGUCUUCCACGUCAUUAUUGGGCUCAGAUCGCACGGACGAUGCUAUCGAAGUAGACCAUCCAUCUGAACAAGCUCUUAAAGAAGAUCCUUACUUCAGUCUCGGUAAAAAUACGCCAGAUUCGCCAGGUUGUGAUAUUGCCAUGCAAGAGGCAAUGCCCGGAGUCUCAACACAUGUUCAUAAUAAAACAUAUUGAAGGGUGUUGAAUAUGAGUUUUUGUAGCCAUGAGCCGUUGUUCGACAUGGCAGGAACCAGAGAAUGGAUCAUACCGCAGAUGUUGAGAAUAGUACAGACAGAUAAUUGCGAUAUCUGGGCAUUUUAUCACGCAGACUUUGAAAUUGCUGCUAUAUGAAGGUUAAUUGCUAAGAGAUAUGCUAGGAUUGAGUAACGGACGACAAGAUAAGAAGAUUUUAG